UAAUUAUUAUAUACAUUUCAUAAUCAGCUGUCAUGUGAAUUACACAUUUGACAGCAUGACGUACACAAAUAAUAUUACAAUUAUAUAUUUUAAAUCAUGGAAAACUUAGUUGAUUUUCGCUGAAAACUCAUCAAUUUUAAGUUGUAUGCACGUAUGAAAUAUAUAUUUAUUAAAAGGGGAUUUAUAUUAGAGGUUAAACUAUUGCGUAAAUUGCUUACCUUGAUAAGUUGCACCCGAAGAAUUUACACAAUAUAUCUUCACAUAAACAACUACUUUUUUGUACAAUAAAUCUUUAUAACACAUAAAACACAAUUGAUUUGUCGUAAUUGUUGAUAUCAGUCAAUAGAUAAUACAAACAUUUAAGCUUCUGAUACUAAACAUCACUACUGGGCAAUGUGAAGUUCUGUAAACAGUGUGAUAAAGCAGUGCAUUAUGAUUUGUUUUUUCGUCGUUCACAAGCAUAAUUUAUUCGCAAUAAAGUAUAUUCAUUACACUGCAGAGAAGUGAGGAAUGUGAUGAAAAUAUUGGGAAAAAAUGCAUAUUUGGAACAACCCAAUUUUUCAAUCGAAGCAAAACUUUAUUUUGAGAACGUUGAGGUUAUGACAUCAAAAACAAAAUUUUGACAAUAAAAAAGAAACGUCUCUGAAUCGUUUAUAGUUUUCAUAAAAGUUAACUAAACAAAAGGAUAUGAAACUUCUCUUUGUUUCACUAAAAUAUUAGGAAGAAACAUGAUAAUGAAUAAUACUGUUUAAUAAAUUAUGCCUUUCCACUGCAUCUGACAUUAAUAGUAUGAAGCCACAUACAUGCUGGCUAUAUAUCCUUUUAUUGUUACUUGGUAUUGGAACUAAAAUAUUACACAAUCAAGUAAAUUGUUUAGAUAAAUAUAACAAUUCUAUCAGUCCUGAAAUACCUAAUGUCAGCAAAUUAUCGUGCCAUGGCAAUGAUCCAGAACAAGUAAAAGUUCAUUUUGCGAGCAGUAUUGUUAAGAAUGAAUAUAUUGUUGCAUUUAAGGGAUAUUAUAAACCACAUUCACGUGAAAAUUAUAUAAGAGCCGCAUUAAAUUCAUCCGGAAUUUAUAAGUGGAAAAUUUUAUUUCGUGAUAAUUUGGCCAGUAAUUUCCCUAGUGAUUUUGAUGUUGUACUUUUGGAAGAAACAGAUAAAUACAAUGGCCUUGAUGCUUUAACUGAACAUCCUCUUAUUAGAAGGGUAACUCCACAGAGACUUGUUCAGAGAAGCUUAAAAUUUGUCAAUGCAUCAGAAGAUGCUGAUUUCCCAGAAUAUAAAAACUUUAAAAGGAAAAUCAACAAUUAUAACAACCAAUUUUGGCAAUCGAGCAAUCGUCACACAUCACGUAGAUUAUUAAGAGCUAUUCCAAGGCAGAUUACAAGCAUACUUCAAGCUGAUGCUUUGUGGGGAAUGGGAGUUACUGGAAAUGGUGUUAAGGUAGCAAUAUUUGAUACGGGACUAGCAGUUAGUCAUCCACAUUUUAAAAAGAUUAAAGAACGUUCUAACUGGACUAAUGAAAAGACAUUAGAAGAUGGUUUGGGUCAUGGAACAUUUGUAGCUGGAGUUAUUGCAUCUUCUUGCAUGGAUUGCCUUGGAUUUGCACCAGAUGCAGAACUUCAUAUUUUUCGUGUUUUUACCAACACUCAGGUAUCAUAUACUUCAUGGUUCCUGGAUGCAUUCAAUUAUGCUAUUCUUACAAAAGUCACAGUAUUAAAUCUGAGCAUUGGAGGACCAGAUUUUAUGGAUCAUCCAUUUGUUGAUAAAGUAUGGGAACUGACGGCAAAUGGUGUAAUUAUGGUAUCUGCUAUUGGUAAUGACGGACCUUUAUAUGGAACAUUGAAUAAUCCUGCGGAUCAAAUGGAUGUCAUCGGAGUAGGUGGAAUCAAUUGGGAAGAUCAAAUAGCAAGAUUUUCAUCAAGAGGAAUGACAACAUGGGAAUUACCAUCUGGGUACGGAAGAGUGAAACCUGAUUUAGUUACAUAUGGAUCAGGAGUACGAGGAUCUGCGUUACAAACAGGUUGCAGAACAUUAUCUGGAACUUCAGUUGCCAGUCCUGUUGUAGCAGGAGCUGUUGCAUUGCUAGCUAGUGGAUUUGUCCAAACAGAUGGAUCUCAAACUAUUAAACAAAGGGUUACUCCUGCAAGCAUGAAGCAAGCAUUGCUUGGGUCGGCGCGUCGAUUGCCUGGAGUAGGAAUGUUUGAACAAGGGGCGGGUAAGUUGGAUCUGUUACGAGCAUUUCAUUUUCUCCGUUCCUAUACACCGGUUGCUACUCUAAGUCCAAGUUAUAUAGAUUUGACCGAGUGUCAGUAUAUGUGGCCGUAUUGUACGCAAGCUGUAUAUCACACUGGAAUGCCUACAAUUGUAAAUAUAACUAUAAUAAACGGCUUGGGAGUAUCUGGUCACGUAGCAGAUCUUGUAUGGCAUCCAUACAAUGGUAAUGGAAAUGGAGAACGAAUCGACGUAUCAGUAACUUAUAGCGAUCUUCUUUGGCCAUGGUCAGGUUGGUUAGCGGUCGCAAUAACAGUACCACCUUCUGCUCGCGAUUGGCAAGGCAUUGCUCAAGGUCAUAUAUCGGUUACAAUUGAAUCACCACCGAGUGAUGGAGAGGAAAUACCAAGACAAUCUAGAAUAGAAUUACCCUUGAAAGCAAAAGUUAUUCCUACACCCCCUCGACAUAAACGUAUUUUAUGGGAUCAGUACCAUAAUUUACGUUAUCCUCCCGGAUAUUUUCCGCGAGAUGACUUACGCGCGAAGAAUGAUCCCCUAGAUUGGAAUGGUGACCACAUCCAUACUAACUUUAAAGAUAUGUAUCAACAUCUACGAAACGCUGGUUAUUAUUUAGAAGUACUUGGUGCACCGUUCACCUGUUUUAAUGCUAGAAACUAUGGUACUUUGCUCAUCGUGGACACGGAAGAAGAAUUCUUCCCUGAAGAGGUCUCUAAAUUAAAAAGGGAUGUAGAAGAAGAAGGUCUUUCUGUAAUUGUCUUCGCAGAUUGGUAUAAUGUCACCGUUAUGAGGAAAGUAAAGUUUUAUGAUGAAAAUACUCGACAAUGGUGGAUACCAGACACAGGAGGUGCAAAUAUACCAGCUUUAAAUGAUUUACUAUACCCUAAUUGGGGCAUAGCGUUUGGAGACCAAGUACGUAAUGGCCACUUUACUCUCGGUCAACAUUCUCCUGUAACAUUUGCAUCUGGUACUACAAUCACACGAUUUCCAAAAGGUGGAAUCAUUAUUUAUGUAGAACUGCACGAUCAAGGGCAAGAACUUUUAAUAGAAUCAGAAUCAAGAUUUACGAUGUCCAUGCCAAUUCUCGGACUUUUCCAAACAAGUGGUUAUAAGGAUCUUCAAAAAGUAUAUAAUGAUAAUGAUAAGAAUUUAGUGGGGGAUGAAGAAAAUGUAGAUAGAACUAAUAUAAAAGAUCAGAUAGUACCAGGAAGAAUAGUAGUGUAUGGAGACUCGAACUGUAUCGAUGACAGCCACUUACAAAAACCUUGUUUUUGGAUGCUUGACGCUAUAUUGGAGUAUACAACGACGGGUCACGUUGCUACGGUUUUCACUGAUGAAAGUCAGACCAAAGCACGAAUCUUGGAAAAACCUACGACUUUAGACAACAAUGAACUGCCACAGCGUAUGGAAGGAAGUCAUUUAAGACGUCAUAGUAAAGUGUUGUUACCUGAGAGUACUAACACUGGUCACAUUCGACCACUUCCGUCUUGCCCUACCAUUACACUUGCUAUUCCAAAACCAUUAAACGAGUCUGUUUCUAUAAAUCUUUAUAAGCCUCAGAAGUUGCUGUCUGUAGGAAAUACGAUAGUCGCGGUAAAUCCAGUGUUACAAGAUACAAGUCCCUUAUGGCUCAGACGGCGAGUCGGUGCAAACAUUCCUACACUGCACCAUGCAGAACGGAAUAAUAUUAUUGAUGAAUUAGAACAAAGUGACGAAAAUAAUAGUGAAUUAUUUACAAGUAAGUGGAGUUACAUGGCAGGUAUAAUUAUCGUAGGAAGUAUUGCUCUGUAUUUAUUAAACCAAUGGAAUUGCUUAAUAUCAAAAAGGCAUUCUCGAAGAAAACGAGCAGUCGGUAGAUUACGCAGAGUUAUUCAAACAAUUUCUGUGCGCAGAGUGCCUCAAAUGUGAUUUUGUAUUUGAGAAAUCCUCAACCGGUGCAAGAUAAUGUUCGAUUAUCUGUGGUAAACGCUUAGAAAAUAAACUAUGUUACGUGCCUUUAAACAUACAGUACUCAACGUAAAUUAACAAAUUAUAUAACUUAUUUUGAUAAAUUUUAUGUUACUAAUUCAUUCUGGACAUGUUAGUAUUUCCGUUCGACAUACAUGUACAAUAAUGACAAAUCCCUAUAAUGCUAUAUUAGUUCUUUGUUUAAUCGCUUCAAUAAAGUAAGCCGAAAUAUAAAUUCACCGUAAAUGAAUAUAUAAAAACUACAUUACUGAAAUAAAAUAAAUAUAAGUUUAUACUUCCAAUAAAUUAUAAGAAUUAGUUUUGGAAUUAGCAUUAAUAGUAUUUUAUAUGUUUAUAUGUAUAUUUCAGUGAGUAUUUUAAUCGUUAAAUUUAUGAAAUACAUACUUGCUCGUACCAAACAAGCAUAUACAUAAAAAUUGUAAUAUAAGUUCAUCUUCCAGUGUUUAUUAACUUGUGAUAUACGAUUAAUAUGUUUUAUCAAACAUAUGUGUAAUAAUACAGUUAUUCAUUUUUAGUUAAUAUUUGAUAAGAUAGAUAAUAAGAAUAGUUGAAAAAAUAAUAGAAAUAAUAAGACCAUUCCUUUUACAUAUAAAACUAUUUAUUUAGCCAUGUAGAAACAUUUCACUUUCUGUAAUAUAUUUUA
This is a messenger RNA of Nomia melanderi (Alkali bee), 4843 nucleotides long. It is a transcript of the gene S1P, whose product is annotated as membrane-bound transcription factor site-1 protease. NCBI's taxonomy places the organism in Eukaryota, Metazoa, Arthropoda, Insecta, Hymenoptera, Halictidae. Gene Ontology annotation, cellular component: Golgi apparatus. Gene Ontology annotation, molecular function: serine-type endopeptidase activity. The record is from RefSeq and is a predicted model, not a curated record. Gene Ontology annotation, biological process: proteolysis.